AUGACGGAGUCGCGACAAACCCAAUAUAAAAAUAUGGGAAAAGAUAGCGAGGCUUUGAGGAAGAGUCGUGUGGAAAAUAUUAUUUCUAUUCGAAAAGAUAAACGUGAGGAAACAUUGUCAAAGCGUCGAAACAUACCUGUUGAAUCGCUUGAUUCGGAUGAUGCUUCGACGAGUGCAGGUGGUGUAGUUGUUAAUGGAACAUACAGUCGUAAUACUCUGGAAGAUAUUGUCAAGAAAGCGAGCAGUCAAGAUCAGGAGGUGCAACUGUCUGCUGUGCAACAAGCGCGGAAAUUGCUUUCAUCUGACCGUAAUCCGCCAAUUGAUGAUCUGAUUGCAUCUGGUAUUUUGCCGAUUUUGGUGCAGUGUUUAAGUUCUGACAACGUAACGCUGCAGUUUGAAGCAGCAUGGGCACUGACAAAUAUUGCAUCAGGAACUUCGCAGCAAACGCAGUCUGUUGUUCAGGCUGGUGCUGUACCCUUGUUUCUGGAACUUUUGUCCUCGGGCAAUAUGAACGUCUGUGAGCAAGCUGUUUGGGCACUUGGGAAUAUUAUUGGUGAUGGACCACAUUUCCGCGACUACUGUAUUCAGCUUGGAAUUGUUGAACCACUGUUGAAAUUUAUUACACCUGGCAUUCCGAUUGGAUUUCUUCGUAAUGUUACUUGGGAUCCACCACCAUCACCAGAAAUUGUUCAAACACUUUUACCUGCAUUAGCUGCACUGAUAAGUCAUACGGAUCAAAAUAUAUUGGUGGAUACUGUCUGGGCGUUGUCUUAUCUUACGGAUGGUGGAAAUGAGCAAAUCCAAAUGGUCAUUAACAGCGGUGUAGGUUCUUUGGUUGUCCAAAGUGAAGUUGUGAGCAAUUUGAUCCCCCUUCUUUCUCAUCCUGAAGUAAAAGUUCAAACUGCAGCACUUCGUGCCGUCGGAAACAUUGUUACUGGAACGGAUGAGCAGACACAACUUGUGCUGGACUGUGGUGUUUUGCAACAAAUGCCUGCAUUACUUUCGCAUCAGAAAGAGAAAAUAAAUAAGGAAGCUGUUUGGUUCUUAUCCAAUAUAACCGCUGGUAAUCAAGCACAAGUGCAAGCAGUAAUUGAUGCUGGCUUAAUGCCAAUGAUUAUACAUUUGUUGGAAAAGGGAGACUUCCAGACGCAGAAGGAAGCAGCAUGGGCAGUUUCGAAUGUAACAAUCAGUGGACGUGCCGAACAAGUGGAAUAUAUGGUUUCACAAGGUGUUGUACCACCGUUUUGUGCCCUACUCUCUAUACGUGAUUCACAAAUUGUGCAGGUUGUCCUGGAUGGCCUCAACAAUAUUCUCAAAAUGGCUGGACCCCGCUCGGAAUCAAUUUGUACCAUGAUUGAAGAGUGCGGAGGUUUGGAUAAAAUUGAACAUUUGCAAAAUCAUGAAAGUGAAGAAAUCUAUAAACUGGCAUAUGAAAUCAUCGAUAAUUACUUUUCGGAAACCGACGAUGAUGGAAUAGCGACUGGCGACCAUUUCUUUGAAUCGACUCAACAGAAUGUUCCGUCAGAAGGAUUCUCGUUCCAUAAAGCGAAACAAAUCUACAAAGGGCAACGAUUAUUUCCAGAAAAUGUCGUGGUAGAUUUUGGUGUCAUUGUUGUCCUCCGUCAUGAUUCAUGGAGCUCAUCUGGCGCAACGUAUGUUGCCAAAUGCAUAUCACACUUCAACGUUCAUUAA
This is a messenger RNA of Acanthocheilonema viteae, 1692 nucleotides long. NCBI's taxonomy places the organism in Eukaryota, Metazoa, Nematoda, Chromadorea, Rhabditida, Onchocercidae. The record is from the annotation of a GenBank genome assembly.